AUGUUUCAUCAUGUUGGAAAAAUAAAAGAGUAUAUAUCUCCUCUUUUCAAAUCUGGAGAUCCUAGUGAUGUAAACAACUGCAGACCGAUUUCUAUCCUUCUGGUUGUCAUGAAAGUAAAGCUCCAUUCCACUUCUACUGCUGCAAUUGAUGUGUCAGAUUAUAUUUUAAAUGAAAUGGAUAAAGGCAAAUAUGUUGGUGCAGUUUUGAUAGAUUUUAAAAAGGCUUUUGAUACAGUGGACCAUAAAAUUCUUUUAAAAAAGUUAUACUGUUAUGGUUUUCAAGAUGGUUCUUUUGAUUGGUUGAAGUCUUACCUUUCUAAUAGACACCAAGUCACCUUGGUGAACAACACUAUGUCAUAUGUGAUACCAGAGGAGUCCUAUGGAGUCCAGCAUGCACAGACAUCAUUAUAUCAUACAAUGACAUUGAAUUAA
Hydractinia symbiolongicarpus is the source of this 432-nucleotide messenger RNA. RefSeq lists its product as uncharacterized. Bases 1 to 432 code for a protein of 143 amino acids. The record is from RefSeq and is a predicted model, not a curated record. The transcript is spliced from 2 exons. Lineage: Eukaryota; Metazoa; Cnidaria; Hydrozoa; Anthoathecata; Hydractiniidae.